Messenger RNA from Histoplasma capsulatum G186AR, 264 nucleotides. RefSeq lists its product as uncharacterized. The coding region runs from base 1 to 264 and encodes 87 amino acids. The record is from RefSeq and is a predicted model, not a curated record. The transcript has 2 exons. Lineage: Eukaryota; Fungi; Ascomycota; Eurotiomycetes; Onygenales; Ajellomycetaceae.
AUGAAACCCCAUUCUUGUACACCAGCAGAGAAUAUCAAACCUAUUAAAUCAUUGCCGUCCGACAGUAUGAGCCCUCAAGUAGCUAACUCCCUUAAACGGAUCCGGAACUGGGUGUUUGCCGCCCCUUCCCGGGUGACCAAGAUUGCGACAGGAGAGGGCAUUGCCGGCACCCGAGCGGCCCCUACGCAAAGCGGCAAUAAUGACACCAGCAUCGGCGGCCGUCUUGACCAUGGAGAGACCUACGAGAAGGAUGGAAAGCGAUAA